AUGUUCGUCCACAAGCGCGAUGGUCGCAAGGAACGCGUCCAAUUCGACAAGAUCACUGCCCGUGUGUCGAGGCUCUGCUAUGGCCUCGAUCCAGAGCAUGUCGACCCCGCCGCCAUCACCAUGAAGGUCAUCAACGGCGUAUAUCAGGGCGUCACCACCGUCCAACUCGACGAUCUCGCCGCUGAGACCGCCGCAUACAUGACCGUCACCCAUCCCGAUUAUGCGAUCCUCGCCGCGCGUAUCGCUGUCUCCAACCUCCACAAGCAGACCAAGAAGCAGUUCUCUGCCGUCGUCUCCGACCUCUACCACUACAUCAACCCAAAGACAAAGAAGCCGGCACCAAUGAUCUCAGACCACACAUACAAGACAGUCAUGGACCAUGCAGACGAGUUGAACUCUGCAAUUGUCUAUGAUCGUGACUUCAACUACCAAUACUUCGGCUUCAAGACGUUGGAGCGUUCAUACUUGCUGCGCAUUGAUGGCAAAGUCGCCGAGCGACCACAACAGAUGAUCAUGCGUGUGGCUGUUGGCAUUCACGGCGAGGAUAUCGAGGGUGCGAUUGAGACGUACAACUACAUGUCGCUCAAGUACUUCACACACGCAUCGCCCACUCUCUUCAGCGCCGGAACUCCCCAGGCCCAGCUUGCUUCAUGCUUCUUGAUCGACAUGAAGGAUGACAGUAUCGAGGGUAUCUACGACACGCUCAAGACCUGCGCCAUGAUCUCCAAGAAUGCUGGUGGUAUCGGCUUGAACGUCCACCGCAUCCGUGCAACCGGCUCAUACAUCGGCGGCACCAACGGCACAUCCAAUGGACUUGUUCCCAUGUUGCGUGUCUACAACAACACUGCUCGCUACGUUGACCAGGGUGGCAACAAGCGUCCAGGUGCCUUUGCCAUCUACCUCGAACCAUGGCACGCUGACGUCCUGUCCUUCAUGGAUCUCCGCAAGAACCACGGCAAGGAAGAAGUUCGUGCCCGGGAUCUGUUCUACGCCCUUUGGAUUCCAGACCUCUUCAUGAAGCGCGUUGAACAGAACGGCGACUGGACUCUCAUGUGCCCAAAUGAGUGCCCUGGCCUCUCUGAUGUUUACGGCGAGGAGUUUGAGGAACUCUACGAGCGCUACGAACGAGAAGGCCGCGGCCGUGAGACCGUCCGUGCCCAGAAAAUCUGGUAUGCCAUCCUCGAGGCUCAGACCGAGACUGGAGUACCAUACAUCCUCUACAAGGACGCUUGCAACCGCAAGAGCAACCAGAAGAACCUUGGCACGAUCAAGAGCUCCAACUUGUGUACUGAGAUCAUCGAGUACACUGCCCCCGAUGAGGUAGCUGUGUGCAACCUUGCGUCUUUGGCCCUUCCAACAUACGUCGACCUCGAGAACGAGACAUACGACUUCAAGAGGCUCCACGAGGUCACCAAGGUUGUCACCCGCAACUUGAACAAGACCAUCGAAGUCAACCACUACCCAGUUCCGGAAGCCAGGAAGAGCAACUUCCGUCACCGCCCUAUCGGUCUCGGUGUCAAUGGUCUGGCAGAUGCUUUCUUGGCCCUGCGUAUGCCAUUCGACUCUCCCGAGGCACGUCAGCUCAACAUCCAAAUCUUCGAGACCAUCUACCAUGCUGCUUUGGAGGCAUCUUGCGAGCUUGCCGAGAAGCUGGGUCCUUAUGAGACCUACCAAGGCUCUCCUGUCUCCAAGGGCGAGCUCCAGUACGACAUGUGGGGUGUCACUCCAACUGAUCUCUGGGACUGGGAUGCACUCAAGGCCAAGAUCGCCCAACACGGAGUGCGCAACUCUCUGCUCGUCGCUCCCAUGCCAACUGCCUCGACGUCCCAGAUCAUGGGCUUCAACGAGUGCUUCGAGCCAUACACCAGCAACAUCUACUCGCGUCGUGUGCUGGCUGGCGAGUUCCAGGUUGUAAACCCUUGGUUGUUGAAGGAUCUCGUCGACCGCGGUCUUUGGUCUGAGAACAUGAAGAACCGCAUCAUUGCCGACGGCGGUUCCGUUCAACGCAUUCCGAACAUCCCAGACGACAUCAAGGCUCUCUACAAGACCGUGUGGGAGAUCAGCCAGCGCCAGAUUGUGCAGAUGGCUGCUGACCGUGGUGCCUUCAUCGACCAGUCGCAGAGCUUGAACAUUCACAUGAAGGAGCCUACCAUGGGCAAGAUCACCAGCAUGCACUUCACUGGCUGGAAGUUGGGUCUUAAGACUGGCAUGUACUACCUCCGUACCCAGGCUGCCUCUGCACCUAUCCAGUUCACCGUCGACCAGGAGAUGCUCAAGGUCGCCGACACCAACAUCUCCAAGAACGGUGCUGCCAAGAAGAGAAACAUCUCUGGUGCUUACAACGCUGUGAGCUCUCCCAAGCCAGCCUCGCCUCAGCCAAUGUACGAGAACAAGCAGCUCAGCCCAGAAGUUCCUUCAGUACCGAAGGAUGUUGUCACCCCUGCUACCACACCACCUCCAGAGCCUGAGCCGGAGCAGCAGAAGCGCAAACUUGGCAGGACAUCUUCUGCUGUCAUCAACCCGCCCUUCCCAGCAGACCAGGACGAGGGUGAAAGCCCAGAGGUCAUCGCCGUGGACGGUACCAAGUCUAUCCCUAAGGAGGAGUCCUUGCCAGAGCCAGCUCUCAAAGUUGAGAAGAAGGCCGGUCAGGAGGAAGACAAGGAAGAGUCCAGCAAGGACCGUGAGGGCGACAUUUAUGCUGAAGCUGUCUUGGCCUGCAGCAUAGACAACCCUGAGUCAUGCAUCAUGUGCAGUGGUUGA
Messenger RNA from Zasmidium cellare ATCC 36951, 2760 nucleotides. RefSeq lists its product as uncharacterized. Gene Ontology annotation, biological process: DNA replication; deoxyribonucleotide biosynthetic process. NCBI's taxonomy places the organism in Eukaryota, Fungi, Ascomycota, Dothideomycetes, Mycosphaerellales, Mycosphaerellaceae. Gene Ontology annotation, cellular component: ribonucleoside-diphosphate reductase complex. The record is from RefSeq and is a predicted model, not a curated record. Bases 1 to 2760 code for a protein of 919 amino acids. The transcript is spliced from 3 exons. Gene Ontology annotation, molecular function: ribonucleoside-diphosphate reductase activity, thioredoxin disulfide as acceptor; ATP binding.